This is a messenger RNA of Aegilops tauschii subsp. strangulata, 755 nucleotides long. Its product is annotated as histone H2A.2.1. The record is from RefSeq and is a predicted model, not a curated record. NCBI's taxonomy places the organism in Eukaryota, Viridiplantae, Streptophyta, Magnoliopsida, Poales, Poaceae. Gene Ontology annotation, cellular component: nucleosome. Gene Ontology annotation, molecular function: protein heterodimerization activity; DNA binding; structural constituent of chromatin.
CAAAUCACCUCAACCUCCACAGCUCAGCUUCCACCCACUCUCAAACCCUCUCGCCGGAGCCCGAGCAAGCCAGCAAGCAAGCAAGAUGGACGGCAGCAAGGCGAAGAAGGUGGCGGCGAAGAAGUUCGGCGGGCCGAGGAAGAAGUCGGUGACCAAGUCCAUCAAGGCCGGGCUCCAGUUCCCCGUCGGCCGCAUCGGGCGCUACCUCAAGAAGGGCCGCUACGCCCAGCGCGUCGGCUCCGGCGCCCCCGUCUACCUCGCCGCCGUCCUCGAGUACCUCGCAGCAGAGGUGCUGGAGCUGGCCGGGAACGCCGCCAAGGACAACAAGAAGACCCGGAUCGUGCCCAGGCACCUGCUGCUGGCCAUCCGCAACGACCAGGAGCUCGGGAGGCUGCUGAGCGGCGUCACCAUCGCCCACGGCGGCGUGAUCCCCAACAUCAACCCGGUGCUGCUCCCCAAGAAGGCCGCUGAGAAGGCUGAGAAGGCCGGCGCCGCCCCCAAGUCGCCCAAGAAGACCACCAAGUCCCCCAAGAAGGCCACCAAGGCCUAGAUCCGGCCGUGCCGGUGAACUGAUGGUGCUCCGGCAGCCCUCGUGUGCCUAGUGUCUCUGUGUUAAGUUAGCUAUGGUGUGUUCCAGAGAGUGUUGAAGCUUGUCCUUUUGCUUUGCCCCACCAUGUAACCCUGAACGAAGAGGAAGCGUCUUGCUUCCUCUGUUCUUCUGAAUCCAUCUGGUGUCUAAUGCAGUGUUUGUUAAA